Molecule: messenger RNA, 1636 nt
Organism: Helianthus annuus (common sunflower)
Lineage: Eukaryota; Viridiplantae; Streptophyta; Magnoliopsida; Asterales; Asteraceae
Product: cytochrome P450 85A1
Exons: 8
Coding region: 82-1476 (464 amino acids)
Biological process (GO): sterol metabolic process
Molecular function (GO): monooxygenase activity; heme binding; oxidoreductase activity, acting on paired donors, with incorporation or reduction of molecular oxygen
Source: RefSeq, a predicted model, not a curated record
ACCCCUCUCUCUCUCCUCUUCUUCUCUCACUCUACAUAUACAUACAUACAUAUAUCUAUACUCAUAAAAGAGAGAGCACCCAUGGCUGUUUUGACUGUGAUUAUUGGUGUUGUGUUGGGCCUUUGCAUGUUGAGCACUGCCCUUUUAAAAUGGAAUGAGAUCAAGUAUAGGAAGAAAGGUCUACCCCCUGGUACCAUGGGCUGGCCACUCUUUGGUGAGACUACUGACUUCCUCAAACAAGGCCCCACCUUCAUGAAAAACCAAAGAGCAAGGUAUGGAAGUGUGUUUAAAUCACACAUUUUGGGAUGCCCAACAGUUGUUUCAAUGGAUCCAGAGCUAAAUAGAUGCAUACUCAUGAGUGAAUCCAAAGGAAUUCUUCCUGGUUACCCUCAAUCAAUGCUUGAAAUUCUUGGCAAAUCAAACAUUGCAGCUGUUCAUGGUCCUGCUCACAAGACCAUGAGGGGUGCAUUACUAUCACUUGUUAGCCCCACAAUCAUCAAACAACAAAUUCUCCCCACAAUUGAUCAGUUCAUGAGAUCCCAUCUCUCUUAUUGGGCCAAUCAAAUCAUUGACAUACAAGAGAAAACCAAAGAGAUGGCUUUGUUAUCAUCACUGAAACAAGUAUUUGGGAAUGAAUCUUGCUCAUUAUCCAAGGAACUCAUGCCUGAGUUCUUCAAGUUGGUUUUGGGGACUCUUUCGCUUCCGAUUGAUCUCCCAAACACCAACUAUCAUUGCGGACUGCAGGCAAGGAAGAACAUUGUGAGAAUGUUGAAGGGUUUGAUAGAAGAAAGAAGAAAUUCAAAAGAAACACAUGAAGAUAUGCUGAGUUCAUUGAUGAAUGGUGGAGAAAAUAGAUAUCAAUUGAGUGAUGAAGAGAUAAUUGAUCAAAUAAUUACCAUUUUGUAUUCUGGGUAUGAAACAGUUUCCACUACCUCAAUGAUGGCAGUCAAGUAUCUCCAUGAUCAUCCCAGAGUUCUUGAAGAACUUAGAAAAGAACAUAUGGGAAUCAGAGAGAGAAAAAUGGCAGAGGACCCACUUGAUUGGGAUGACUACAAGUCCAUGAAGUUCACUCGUGCGGUGAUCUUUGAGACCUCCAGAUUGGCCACAAUUGUUAAUGGAGUUUUGAGAAAGACAAUGAAGGACAUGGAGCUUAAUGGUUUUGUUAUUCCUAAAGGAUGGAGGAUAUAUGUAUAUACAAGAGAGUUAAAUUAUGACCCGUGUUUGUAUCCGGAUCCACAUACCUUCAACCCAUGGAGAUGGUUGGAUCGAAGCUUGGAGACCCAAAAUUAUUUCUUCAUUUUUGGAGGUGGAACGAGGCAAUGUCCUGGAAAAGAACUUGGCAUUGCAGAAAUAUCAACUUUCCUUCAUUACUUUGUAACUAAAUACAGGUGGGAAGAGGUGGGAGGAGAUAAGCUCAUGAAAUUUCCAAGAGUUGAAGCACCAAAUGGACUGCAUAUUAGGGUUUCAGAUUUAUAAUCAUAAAAAAAAAUUAAUAAUAAUAAAAUCAAAGAGUGAACAUGUAUAAAUGAUUGAAGUGAUGGUAGUAGAUUUUGACACAUUGCUAGAGAUUGUACAAAAUAAUUUUUCUAACAAUGUAGGGUUUUCUAUUAUGGAUAACUUAUUGAACUUUUUCUGA